This is a messenger RNA of Macrosiphum euphorbiae (potato aphid), 774 nucleotides long. The record is from the annotation of a GenBank genome assembly. NCBI's taxonomy places the organism in Eukaryota, Metazoa, Arthropoda, Insecta, Hemiptera, Aphididae.
AUGUCUAAACAGAAUCUAGAAGUCUCAGUUUUAAAGUCAUAUCCUCAUCACAACAUGUUAAAUUACUGCGAAAAUAGGCCAAAGUAUAGACAAGGCCGAAAACUUACAGCAAUUAAGGUUUACACGGUGAAUGAUGAGUCGCAGCAUUUGUUGAUCAGAGGUGUGCCAUCUAUCAAUUUACACGAUGAAGUGGAAAAAUUAUGUAAGCGUUAUGGUAAUAUAUUGCGUAUUCGACAAGUGCAAUUUGAAGACCAAGAAGAAUUUACUCAUAGUUUUCAUGUGAUAUUUAUUCAGAUACAAUCAGCCAGAUUUGCUAAAAAACAAAUGGACACAAAAAAUUUCUUUGGUGGUAUUUUACAUGUUUGCUAUGCACCUGAACUUGAAUCCAUUGAGCAAACUAGAUCAAAAUUACAGAUGAGAAUAAUAGAAGUUAAAAAACAUAUUAAUAAGAUUGGUUUAGACCAUACCUAUAAGAAAGAAACAUCUGCGUUAUUACAAUAUGAUCUUUCUAGCUCAUCUCACGAUUCAAUGCUACAAAGUUGUAGUUCUAAUUCUCAAAAACAAAAUCGUUGGCUCGAAGGAGGUCUUAAGUGUUCAUAUAUCAUACCAAAGCCUGAUCCUCUAAACACUAAAAAAGAAACAAUAAAUAAGAAAUCUAAAGUUAAAGAUUUGACUCCAUUUGAUUCGAAUACACUGAGGUUUGUUCCUAGACAACUGCGUGCACCAUAUCCAGAAUCCAAAACUAAAAAACCUAAUCGUAUUAUAUUCCAUUGA